Messenger RNA from Nematostella vectensis (starlet sea anemone), 1733 nucleotides. Its product is annotated as trace amine-associated receptor 5. The transcript has a single exon. Gene Ontology annotation, cellular component: membrane. The coding region runs from base 282 to 1223 and encodes 313 amino acids. Gene Ontology annotation, molecular function: G protein-coupled receptor activity. Gene Ontology annotation, biological process: G protein-coupled receptor signaling pathway. The record is from RefSeq and is a predicted model, not a curated record. NCBI's taxonomy places the organism in Eukaryota, Metazoa, Cnidaria, Anthozoa, Actiniaria, Edwardsiidae.
GAAGUGCUACUUCCUGAAAAUAAAAUUUCAUUUCCCAAGACAAUUAGAAGACUCUAUGCAAAAAGCUUAUUUUCGAAGUUAGUGUUUGUUCAUCCUUUCUUUAAUAUUUGCCCACCGCUCAUCUCUGUAAACAUAAACUUCAGCCUUUUCGACGGUUUUUUGUUAUCCUGGUCGCCGCGUUGCUUUCCGUUCUCAAAGGUAAUACAGAUAGCCGUUACUUCUCGAGGAAAAACGUUAUCUUGAAAAUUUGCGCCUGGCUCAGUUCUGAAAACCGCGGCUUCAUGAAUAACAGCAUUUUCGACGUGGGCUUUAACUCGACACACAAAGACUGUGACGAUGUUACACUGAACAGAAUGAUAGAACUUAUCUUAACCAUCUUCUCUUGUGCGAUCGCCGUGUCUUCUGUCCUCGGUAAUGGCUUUAUAAUUUUAGCUGUGAUAUGGUCUCCUCGCUUACAGACUCCAACAAUAUACUUACUCUGUUCCCUCGCGAUGGCGGAUUUUUUCACGGGGCUGCUUGUCAUACCUGUACUGAACAUACGUCUUGUGGUCAACAUUCGUGAGAUAUCUCACCCUUUUUCCGUCUUCUCGGAAUUCAUCGUGAUUCAAGUAAUGGCGGCCACAACGUUUAGUAUAUGCGCAGUGAGUUUAGACAGAUUUACAGCAAUCGUUUUCUCUAUGUCCUACGAGCGCAUCGUCACUACACGGAGAUGCUUAAGGGUGAUUCUCGCCGUCUGGGCCUCCUCACUGAUACCGGCUCUGCCAAGAAUUCCCUCACAAACCUCUUUAUCUUUGCGCGGAGUUCUCCUGGGCGCUUUACUUAUCAUUAUAGUCUUCCCAUUUUCCGUUAUUGCAUUCUGUUAUAUGUCCAUAUUCCGCGCAGCGCGCCGCCAUAGACGCCAGAUCAAUACAAACACAGUAAGCCCACAACCCCCGAGACAAGUUGACAAAGCCGCUGUGACUGUCGCGAUGGUAAUUCUCAUAUUUCUCUCCUCCUGGAUCCCCAUUUUGUGUUUCUCGGUGUACGAGCUCGUACAUACUUCUAGGGUCUCAGUUUGCAAGGAUUUGCGUUUUCGACUCAGGUUCUUUGCGUUUUCUGGUUUGCUGGCGCUUGGGAGCAGUGUGUGUAAUCCUGUUGUGUACACGCUUAGGUACAGGCGGCUAAGGAAGGUUUUGAAGAGCCUUUUGUGCGGGUGGAGAGAGGCUAACAGAAGUGGAAAUUAAGCGAAAUUUUAAGAAGUAAAGGUGGACGCAAACAAGUAAAAAAUAAUGGAGCCGGUGAACACAUUGAAAAAAUAUAAAUGAUUUCACUUAAAAGGCUAUAUCAUUUAGACUUCAAAAUAUCGGGAAAAUGUUGUUUACUUGGAAAAUAAAUAUCUAAUAAUUGUUUAAAAAGUUUAAAUCUUUUAAAUAGUUUAAAUCUUUUAAAUUAGGCUGUUGUUGAGAAUAUAUCGCAAUCAUAACAGUAAUUACCUUUUUUUAACAAGCAAGAUAUUUGUGAAGCUGCUGCACUGUUAAUUACAGGUCGUUCUUAAAGCCGCAUUAUCACCAAUCUCCAAUGAUUUUUAACGGAAAACCCGAAAAAUAUUUCAAAAUAUUGAAAGCAGUGUGCUUAUUUGAAGUUUCUUUGAGGAUGUUAUUGAUAAUUUAGAGUGGAUGGCCUGUUUAAUAUCUCGGAUUUUAUUACCUUUUUGUAAUUAUCUGAUUUAUAUAUAAAAAAAAUAUUGAAAGUAA